AUGCCAUCCCCUCCCCCAGACUGGGUCAAGGCCCUGAAGCCCGCAGGCCCGCAGGGUUCCGAAUUGCUCGCCCAAGAGCGGGCGCAAUCCAAUGUCAAUGUCGAGAAGCUGUCCGAGCUGCUGCACACCAAGGAGGCUCUGGAGCGGCAAGAGAAGUUGCUCCAGAUGCUCCAGCCCGAGAAGGUCUUCGAUAAGUCGCAGAACCACACCCUGGGCCGUGUCGAGCGCCUGCAGCGGUCUCUGGCCAAGGCCAAGCGCCUGCAGCAGCUGGCCGAGCAGAACAAGUGGUCGAUGGAGGAGCUCCACGCGGCCAACGAGCUGAUCGGAGAGCCCACCCCCUAUGGCCUGCACGCCAGCAUGUUCCUGGUCACCCUCCGCGAACAAGGAAGCCCCGAACAGCACAAGGUGUUCCUCGAGCGCGCAGAGAAGUACGAAAUCAUCGGUUGCUACGCUCAGACGGAGCUGGGUCACGGAUCCAACGUUCGCGGCCUCGAGACCACCGCCACCUGGAACCCCAAUGACAAGACCUUCACCAUCCACUCGCCCACCCUGACUGCCUCCAAGUGGUGGAUUGGCUCUCUCGGUCGCACUGCCAACCACGCCGUGGUGAUGGCUCAGCUCUUUAUUGGUGGCAAGAACUACGGUCCUCACCCCUUCGUGGUGCAGGUCCGCGACCUGGAGACCCAUCAGCCCUUGGAGAACGUAUAUGUGGGUGACAUUGGUCCCAAGUUUGGCUAUAACACUAUGGACAACGGCUUCCUGCUGUUCAACAACGUCAAGGUCCCCCACAGUAACAUGCUUGCCCGCUUCGCCCGCGUCGACAAGGAUACCAACAAAUAUGUCCGCCCCGCCACGCCUUCUGUCAUUUACGGGACCAUGACCUGGGUGCGCUCUAACAUUGUCCUGCAGUCUGGUGGUGUCCUCGCACGCGGCGUGACCAUUGCGACUCGGUACUGCGCUGUGCGGAGGCAAUUCCAGGACCGCGAUGCCGAUGCCAGCGCUGGUGAGAACCCGGUGCUGAACUACAAGAUGGUGCAGAUCCGCCUGCUUCCCCUCCUGGCCUCCAUGUACGCUCUGCAUUUCACCGGCCGCGGCAUGAUGCGCCUGUACCAGGAGAACCAGAAGCGCAUGAAGGCGGCUGCUUCCCCGGACCAGGACACUCGUGGUGCUGGCCCUGAGGAGCUCCGCGCUGGUGCCGACCUGCUGGCAGAUCUGCAUGCCACCUCCUGUGGUCUCAAGGCUCUGGCCAGUACCACUGCUGGUGAGGGCCUCGAGGUCUGCCGUCGCGCCUGCGGCGGUCACGGUUACAGCAGCUACAGCGGUAUUGGACCGUGGUACUCUGACUACCUCCCCACCCUGACCUGGGAGGGCGACAACUAUAUGCUGACCCAGCAGGUCGCUCGCUACCUGCUGAAGUCCGCUCGUGCUGUCCUGUCGGGCAAGGCCGCCGACAACGACACCUGCCGCAUCCUCCGCACUUACCUGGACCGCCGCGAGAAGGGCGCCUCGUUCGACAUACUCGAGGAGGAUGCCGACAUUGUGGCUGCGUUCGCCUGGCGCACCGCCCACCUCACCUUCGAGGCCCUGAAGCACCGCGAUGCCGAGAAGCGCUCGUGGAACAGCCUGCUGGUCAACUUCUGGCGCCUGUCAACCGCCCUCUCCCAGUACACAGUGGUCAAGAAUUUCUACGAGGCCGUCACCUCGCCGGAGCUCUCACAGUCACUGGACCAAGACACCAAGACCCUCAUGCACCAGCUUUUCCGCCUGCACGCCCUGCACACCCUGGAGAGCGAGGCAGCCGAGUUUUUCUCCUCGGGCGCCGUCACCGUCCGCCAAAUCACCCUGACCCGCACUACCGCUGUGAUCAAACUGCUCGACCAGAUCCGCCCGCACGCCGUGCGCCUGGUCGAUGCCUGGGCUAUUCCCGACUGGCAGCUGGAUAGCAGUCUGGGUCGGUAUGAUGGCAACGUGUACGAGGAUCUGUUCCGCCGGGCCAGCCAGGAGAACCCCGUCAACGACCUGGUGUUCGACCCGUACCCGUGGAACGCGGCUCUGCUCAAGAACGAGCCGCCCAAGAGCAAGCUCUAG
Molecule: messenger RNA, 2088 nt
Organism: Penicillium canariense
Lineage: Eukaryota; Fungi; Ascomycota; Eurotiomycetes; Eurotiales; Aspergillaceae
Exons: 3
Coding region: 1-2088 (695 amino acids)
Biological process (GO): lipid homeostasis; fatty acid beta-oxidation using acyl-CoA oxidase
Cellular component (GO): peroxisome
Molecular function (GO): fatty acid binding; acyl-CoA oxidase activity; FAD binding
Source: RefSeq, a predicted model, not a curated record